GCCACGUAGACAUGCAUACAACUGCGAAGGAGCAACUAUUUUGUAAUAAUUCUUUCCAACUGAUGAUGAUUUAUAAAUUUUACGGUCAACUCUUCUAAGAAGGUUUUUAUCCAUCUGAUAUCCUCGUUUCCAAAAAGUCUAAAGAAAUGGCAUCGCAUCAAAUUUUUCAAAAUAAUGAAAAUCUCGAUGAGGACGAGCUAUCUUUCUUUCGAAUGGACUCAAGCCUGGGACAUGGAGCGUAUGGCCUCGUCAUGAAAGCUACAGAUAUACGGAACAAUUCCAACCAUGCUAUAAAAUUUCUAUUUCCGCGCUUGGCGGGAAUCUCCUUCUUCAGUUUCCUCACUUGGAAGCGAGCAACCUCACGAUGAGUGGAAACUAAUUAUGCGAGAGUGUAAAAUCGCCACAACGCUACCACUACAUGAGAAUAUUGUAAAGGUCAUCGCUGUGCUUGAUGGCAGCUUUACUGAAUCUCGGUUCAACGACGUAUUACCGGAACGUAUCCUUAAAACCGUUAAAGAAAUCGUGAUCCGAAAUAAUCUCCUUCUAACCCUGAAGCACGGGACGUAUUUAAAUUUACGUUGUCUCCAGAUGGAACUGUGCGGUGAAAAUUUAAGACAAUGGCUCAACCACCCAGGUAAAAUCGAAGGUCCCACCCUUCUUCACGAACAAUUUUCCAUCAUUAAAAACCUUAUCGAUGGACUUGCCCAUUUGCACAAACAUAAAAUCUUACAUCGCGACCUUAAACCAGAAAAUGUGAUGUUCUCCCAGCCAGGAUUUGUACUUCCCGUGAAAAUCGGAGACUUUGGUCUUUGUCGAUAUCUACAUUCUGAAAAAAGCGGAACAGAUUCUCUCACAAGUUGGAGAGGAACGGUCCACUACAUGGCCCCUGAGAGUCAAAGUAAUGAAUACAGCUUUUCAACCGAUCUUUACUCGUUGGGAUUAAUAAUAUGGGAGGUAGCCCAGCUCAUUAAAUCAGAAGAGAGGCAUAGAUUAUUCCAGGGCCUUACUAUCGACAAGGACGAAACCUUGGUUACCGUAAAGCCAGAAACGUUCGGGUUACGUGAUCUCGUUAUAGCCUUAACGAAAAGGAAAGAAGCAGAUCGGCUACAAGAUAUACAUCAAAUUAACAAACAAUUCGUUGAAUUCAUGUUCUGUGAUUUAAAACAACACUAUUCAGUAGAAAACAUUUGGAACUUCCCGCUGAUUGCACGGGAUGAGAUGGAACUACAUAAUAUUUUAUCCACCGCAAAACCAGGAUCGACGAUCCAGUUAAUUAAAAAAUCUAUGUCGGACACUUUACCUUGAAAGGCAAAAGCAUCACGAUUAUUGGGAAGGGAGAAAACACUGUAUUGGAACUUGAUGGACGUGCAAGUGUUCUUGUCGUGCAUGGAACGGACCACAACAUUUCACAUGUUAAAAUUACGCAAAUUCAAGACGAUCCAAGAUCUACUUGUUUAAGGGUUGAGGGUGGCAAAAACUGUUUUCGUGACGUGUUUCUUUCCGGGGCAAAAGAGUGUAUUAAGAUAUCUGGUAGUGACAAUAAAUUUGAUAAGGUGAAUAUUUCUGAGGCUAGGGUUGGUAUAAAUAUAUCUGGUUCCCAGAAUGAAUUGCGUAGCAUUAUGCUUGAUGGAGUCACAAGUUAUUGUGUACGUGUUAGUGGAUCAUCAAAUACCAUAUCGGAUAUCACAGCUAAAAAUGCUAAAUAUUGUAUUAUCUCGUCAGGUGGGUAUAAUAAGUUCUGCGAAAUCAAAUUCGAUCUGGGAAAAUACCGAGGGAAUCGUGAGUCACUUGUUAAAUUUGAGGAAUUUGCACACUUCAACCAAAUCGAAAAUUAUACGGCUUAUAACACUCAAAAUUCAAGGCCGGAACUUUUCAUCACAUCCAACAAUUGUAUAGUAAGCAGCAGCAUAUUCAAUUCAGUUUAUAUCCAUGGCAACAACGCUACACUAACAGAUGUGGAUGGAGGUGAAGAAAUUUAUAUCUACUCCGAUUCCAAUGGGGUAGUUUUAAAGAAUUGCAAUGCUUCAUUUCUUACAGCGACUCACAAAGUUCAACGUAUCGCUUCAAAAUUUGAGGAAGUGCAAGUACUAGCAUUAACAUAAACAUUUUCAAAUAUUUAUUUAUAGGCGACGACUAUUCAGAUUAUGUCAUGCCGUGUGAAAGGAAAUAUUUACUGGUGGAGAAGAAAAUAACCUAAUCUUACUUCUGCUUUGACAAGUUUUUAUAAGUAUUAAAUAAAUCAUUUACAUAUAUAAUUAGAUUGAUCGGCGUGGUGGACAUAUUUUUGAAAUUGAAUGUAUUGACGAACUUUCGGCACAUAGAGAUACCUUCAUCAGGUCAUAAAUUUUAAUAAAUAAUAAAUCAUUUACCAAUUAAG
Molecule: messenger RNA, 2377 nt
Organism: Folsomia candida
Lineage: Eukaryota; Metazoa; Arthropoda; Collembola; Entomobryomorpha; Isotomidae
Product: cell division protein kinase 2 homolog
Exons: 3
Coding region: 382-1305 (307 amino acids)
Biological process (GO): protein phosphorylation
Molecular function (GO): ATP binding; protein kinase activity
Source: RefSeq, a predicted model, not a curated record